AGGCAGGAGAUGCUUGGUCAGCUUCCUACUGAGAAGUGGACUAUGAAGGAAAUCUGACAUACUUAACACUGUAGCAGUUAAUUCGCUUCAGAAGAUGGCAGUAGUGCAACAUUGAGGAUGCAAGCUGCCGGUAAAACCCAAAGAAGAAGAAGAAGAAAACAGCCCAGUAGCACAGGCUCAGACGCCACAUAUCAUCACACGCCACUGUUUAGUUAGCGCCAGUUUAUUUGAAUGUUAAUACAAACAGCAGGGUCGAAACUUUAAUAUCACAGUCGCUGUAAACAGGAUAAUUACGCCGGCAAAUAAUGCAAGAGAUGCCUGGUCAACUUGACAGCUUGAAGCCCAGAAAGAGGAAGAGCACCUCCAGAAAGGCUUCUACUACGAGGAGGAGAUGUAUGAAAAGUCCAAAGAAGCAGCCAGCAGCAGAGAGCAGUUCAGCAGUCAGUGGUUACAGCAAAGCAGACGGCCCUGUGGAGAGACUGUCUCGCAUCAGCUGUGAAUGCCUCCAGUCUGCAGGCAGGAGGAGAUGCUCCGCUUCACCAGAGCUUGAAGGACAGGAGGGCAAAGAAAACGACCUGAGGACGGGGCUGGAUUUGGACAGCUGCAGAGUGAACGCCGUCCGGGACAAACAGGAGUCUGAGGACAUGGAUUGUGAAGAAGGCAGCAAAAACAUCUUCCCAGAUGACGACAGUAAUCAGAUUCUUCCUGUGGAGCAGUUCUUUGGAAACUUGGAUGCUGUACAGGACUUCCCUCAGAGAUCAUCAACGGCUUCUGCUAAUGUUCAGAAGGAGACCACAGGGAGACGGAGACGACAUUACUUCGCAGCAGAGGACAGCGAUGAAGAGGACGUGGGCGUCAGCAGUACACAGCGAGGGGACACUUCAUGAAGAGGAACCGUACUGAUGACUGGUGGACUCAGUCAGGCCUGCGGGAAGGACAUAAAAACACUCAACACUUAUCAGAAAGCAGCUAAAUGAAUCAGUCCUUAAAUCAUAGCGCUCUCACAUAUAGCGGGUGUCUGAUGAUGAAGUCGUCCGCUGCGAUGAGUCAGGGAGGCGUGAACUUGCUGUAGUUGAAUCUGCUGCCAUUGCUUACAAGCCAUCAUUAUAGUGUAUUUGAUUCAAACUGGCUUCCAGUACGCCGCCACGCGCUGAAGAGAUUAGUCACAAUUCAAAAGCAAGUUCGUGAUGUAAACUUGGAAAUGUACAAUCGUUGACUUGACAAGGACCGUCCAAUCGCACAAAAAUGCCAAAUUGUUUUCAAACUUUUACCUGAAUAUCUUGUUAGUUAAUUUGAUACUUUUUUUAACAUAGCUACAGUACAGAGAUUAAUUUAGCCACCUGUGGAGAACAUGUACAGGAGUGCAUGUUGUAUUUAUUGCUGAGUUUACGCUCGCACCACUCAUGGUUCAUUCAACUAUACGUCUUACCUGGAGCGAGUGUUGGCACAGCACUUUAUUUACACACAUUACAUACUGCUUCAUAGCUUGAGAUUAGCCUUGAGAUGACGAACAGCACAGGACUAAAACCACAAACUUCAAAAUGUGUAGAUAGUUGUUUAAAUGUGGUGAGGAAUGAGGGUACAUGUGCCAAAGAGCAGUUCCAUCUUGAGCUUUUAAUAUCACAAAGUUGGUGUUUAAGAUGAUUGUCACUGUUCACCAAGUGUCUAAUAUUCCUCAACACAUCUUUGUGUGCCAGGUUUGGGAUUUUUGGCAGCUGCUUCAUGCAACAUAUGCACACACACGCACACAAUGCAGCUAAUACUCUUCCCUGAUGAGGUUCCUGUUAGGAUCACAUUUACAAACAUGACAAUUCUAUACAGAAAAUGCAUUAUUGAAAAAAAGCUUUUAUCAGAAAUGUAUUUAGUCCAUAGUAUAAUUACUUAAACCUGACUUUAAAAAUGUUAUCUAGUCUUUGAGCUUAACAGUAAUUGCACUAGUGCUACUCACUCUUAUGCAACUUUCUGCCUGAGUGAAUGCUGAGGUGUAACACAUUCAUGCUUAACAUCACCGUGCCAACACAGAAAAAAAUAAAGGGUUUUUCAUGA
Cottoperca gobio is the source of this 2046-nucleotide messenger RNA. RefSeq names its product chromosome 7 C1orf174 homolog (gene c7h1orf174). The transcript has 4 exons. Lineage: Eukaryota; Metazoa; Chordata; Actinopteri; Perciformes; Bovichtidae. The record is from RefSeq and is a predicted model, not a curated record. The coding region runs from base 306 to 887 and encodes 193 amino acids.